This is a messenger RNA of Coregonus sp. 'balchen', 8802 nucleotides long. The record is from the annotation of a GenBank genome assembly. NCBI's taxonomy places the organism in Eukaryota, Metazoa, Chordata, Actinopteri, Salmoniformes, Salmonidae.
AUGUUGAGGUCACAAGUGACUGGUAUGUUCUUAAAACAAUACUCACAUUGAUAUGACUGAAACUAGGCCAUAAAAGGACUAUUGUGAUUUAUUAAGUCUACAGGGGUUUUCUUUUGAAGCAGUGGUUUAGUCAGCUGAUUCUUAUUCAGAGUGCCGGUAACUAAUAAUGUUUUAUUUGGAAUAGACAAUUAGGGAGCUGAUUUGUACAGCAUAAAUAGAUGACAUUUAUAUGAUUAGAUUAUUGUUCCUUUACAUAUGUGCCCUUACUUUCUAACUCCCAUUUGUCUCCCCUGCCCCCAUCCCUCCCUCUCUGUCUCUCUCUGACAUCACUCAUUCUCUCCAUCCAUCCUUGAGAUAUGAUCGUUUGUGAACUGGAGUUGAUGAGUGCUGUUUUAAUGUGUUGAUGCUGGCACUAGUACUGACCCAAAGAGGUCUCUCUCACUUUUUCUCCCCAUCUCUCUCUCUCUGCAGCAUGUCAGGUGGGGUACUUUAAGUCGGUGUUGGGUUCGGUUCCGUGUUCAGUGUGUCCGUCUAACAGCAGAACCAGUCAGGAGGGAUCGCGUGUUUGUGAGUGUCGCAGCGGCUUCUACAGAGCACCCGCCGACAUCAACUCCUCCGCCUGCACAAGUGAGCUAUUUGUGUGUGUGUGUCCGGGGGGGAACUGAUGGCGCUGAUUUUCGGCAGUCUCGGCCACAUACACAGGCUUACAGUGGCCUCCAGAUUGCGGGCCUGAAAAAAAAUAGGGCAAAGCAAUUGGCUAGGUACUACUCUGUUUAAGCUGUCGUGGUCAGCCUAGCUGUUUGGAGAAGGAGGUGCUUUCUGUACCCUUGAGUGCCAUGCAUACAGGGACCUUUGAAAUGUUUUUUUGUGUGUGUGUUUGUGUUUGUGUGACACAGAUGAACUACAUGCACCAGCAGCAUUAUGGAACAAAUAGAUAUGUCUGAUUAAAAAGCUUUCACCUUUCUUGAGAAGAUGUAACAUAUAUAUUUUAGUAAUUUAGCCGAUGCUUUUAUCCAGAGCUAAGUAUCUACUUCAGCACAUAUAAUAUGUACAGUGCCUUCAGCAAGUAUUCAUACCCCAUGACUUAUUCCACAUUUUGUUGUGUUACAGCCUGAAUUCAAAAUGGAUACCAUUAAUUUUUUUCCCACCCAUCUAUACACAAUAUCCCAUAAUGACAAAGUGAAUUUGUGCAAAUGUAUUGAAAAUGAAAUACAGAAAUAUCCAAUUUACAUACAAUACCAGUCAAAAGUUUGGACACACCUACACAUUCAAGGGUUUUUCUUUAUUUUAACUAUUUUACACAUUUUGUAGAAUAAUAGUGUAGACAUCAAAACGAUUAAAUAACACAUAUGGAAUCAUGUAGUAAACAAAAAAGUGUUAACCAAAAUAUAUUUUAUAUUCUUCAAAGUAGCCACCCUUUGCCUUGAUGACAGCUUUGCACACUCUUGGCAUUCUCUCAACCAGCUUUACCUGGAAUGCUUUUCCAACAGUCUUGAAGGAGUCCCCAAACAUAACACUUUGUAUUCAGGACUUAAAGUAGAAUUUUUAGCAAUUUUACUUUAGUGACUUAUUGCAAACAGGAUGCAAGUUUUGGAAUAUUUGUAUUAUGUACAGGCUUCCUUCUUUUCACUCUGUCAUUUAGGUUAGUAUUAUGGAGAAAAUACAAUGUUGUUGAUCCAUCCUCAGUUUUCUCAAAUCACAGCCAUUAAACUCUGUAACUGUUUUAAAGUCACCAUUGGCCUCAUGGUGAAAUCCCUGAGCGGUUUCCUUCUUCUCUGGCAUCUGAGUUAGGAAGGACACCUGUAUCUUUGUAGUGACUGGGUGUAUUGAUACACCAUCCAAAGUGUAAUUAAUAACUUCACCAUGCACAAAGGGAUAUUCAAAGUCUGCUUUUUUUUUACCCAUCUACCAAUCGGUGCCCUUCUUUGCGAGGCAUUGGAAAACUUCCCUGGUCUUUGUGGUUGAAUCUGUGUUUGAAAUUCACUGCUCGACUAAGGGACCUUACAGAUAAUUGUAUGUGUGGGGUACAGAGAUGAGGUAGUCAUUCAGAAAUCAUGUUAAAAACUAUUAUUGCACACAGAGUGAGGACAACUUAUUAUGUGACUUGUUAAGCAAAGUUUUACUCCUGGACUUAUUUAGGCUAGCCAUAACAAAAGGGUUGAAUACUUAAUUUGUAAAAAUGUCUAAAGACAUAAUUCCACUUUGACAUUAUGGGGUAUUGUGUGUAGGCCACACAACAUCUCAAUUUAAACCAUAACACAACAAAAUGUGGAAAAGGUCAAGGGGUGUGAAUACUGAAUACUUCCUGAAUGCACUCAUCCCUCUCUACUUCUAUUACUUCUCUCUCUCUCUAAUUUGUCCUUUUCUUUCAUUCCCUCUUUCUCCCUCCCUUACUCUCUCUCCUUCCCUCCCUUCUUAUCAAUCUCUCUCUUCCUCUCUUCCUAGAUUAUAUUUAAAUGAUUUGAUUAUUGUUCACUAACAUAUAUUGUGCCCUUACUUUCUAACCCCCAUUUGUCUCCCCAGCCCCCAUCCCUCCCUCUCUGUCUCUCUCUGAUAUCGCUCAUUCUCUCUGUCCAUCCCUACGAUAUGAUCACGUGUGAACUGGAGUUGAUGAGUCCUGUUUUUAUGUGUUAAUGCUGGCACUAUUACUGACCCAAAGAGGUUCAAAAUGUUUAAUCUCCCCCCCCCCCCCCCCCCCCCACCCCCAGGCUCUCCCUCUGCUCCGACCUCUGUCUCCUGGGAGUAUGAGGGUGGUGACGGUGGGGUGUCUCUGCGCUGGCGCCCUCCAGUGGACAUGGGUGGUCGUAGCGAGGUGUCGUACGGGGUGAUGUGUAAGAUCUGUCCCUCGGCCACCUUCACCGCCCCGGGGGCGUGCUCUUGGUGUGGGGAGGCGGUCACCUUCACCCCAUCCCAGACUGGCAUCAAGCAGACCAAGGUCACCCUCAACAACCUGCUCACCAGAGUCACCUACCUUAUACAGGUAGGACUACAACUCCCAUGAGCACUAGAGUUACCUACCUCUUACAUAUAGAACUACAACGCCCAUGACCACUAGUCACCUGCCUCAUACAGGUAGGACUACAACUCCCAUGAGCACUAGAGUCACCUACCUCAUACAGGUAGGACUAGAACUCCCAUGAGCACUAGAGUUACCUAUAUCAUACAGGUAGAACUACAACUCCCCUGAUCACCUACCCCCUACAGAUACUACAUUUCCAUCACCUACCUCAUACAGGUAUAAAACUCCUGCAUUAGAGUCACCUACCUCAUAUAGAUACUGGAUUAAAUGUACAUCCAUUUAGUUAACCUAACAUUGUCCACUUUUUCCUGCUAUUGAUUGACAGGUACAAGCGGUCAAUGAUGUCUCAGUUCUAAGUCCUUUCCCACCUCAAUUCACCAGCAUCAAUUUCACUACGAGCCAAUCAGGUGAGAGCAUGAGUCAGGCUUAAAAGGCACUUCAGCCACUUUUCAACCUCAUAUUCAAUAUCUCCAGCACCAAACCAGUGUCUACAUAUGUGAAAACAGCGCGUUUCUAUGAUCUGUGGUUAAAAAGAUAAGAAGAAAGGUCCUAAAAAAAUGCUUCUCUGUAACAUCACAGUGUAGGAUUAAACAACACGUUUCUAGUCUUGCUCCCCACGUCACAGCGAAUCUCAUAGUGUUUGAAAAUCACAGUUUUUUUUGUUUUAACUUUUGAUGAUGUCAUCAGGUAUAACUCUUUAGCUUUAUAUUUUUACAAAACCUAGAAAUGCACCGUUUUCACAUAUGUAGACACUGGUAUUGUACUGGAGAUAAUGAAUAUGCGAUUGAAAAGUGGUGAAGUUGUUCUUUAAGGAGAGUGACAAGAGAGUAAAGGAAUAAACUCUCAGUUUGUCAUUUUUAUGUGGUGUGUGUGUGUGUGUGUGUACUUCAUGUCUGUCUGUCAGUCUACAUCAGUUUCAUUGAGUAUGGGUGAGUCUCUAUCUCUCUCUCUUUUCUGCUCUCCAUCUUUUCCGCUCCUGCUCUCUGGACUCGAUAUCCUGUCAGCUCACAUUAUGCUCAGAAGAGAGAUAUAGAGAGGGACGGAGAGAGAGAGAGUUUAUAGACAGACAGGCAAACAGACAGACAGUUUAUAGACAGACAGAAAGAAACGUGUAACUUUUUAUUGAGAUAAGUCUGGCAGGAAAGUCCAUACCACAGAUAGAACAAUGAGCCAGAUAUUUCAAUGGAUGUAUAAAUGUGAAGCAUCUGGUUGGCGUUUCCACUCACUACCAAAUAUGGUGAUGAGAGUAAGCCCAGUGGCCGACAUUCUGCUAAUUUUCUCAUCGAUUAAACAUUUAAUUUCAUACAGUUUUCUGUUUCCAAAACUAUAAUCUGUAACAAACAGCGUGGACUGUGUUUUGUAGACUUUACCCUUUGCCAAUGUUUCUAAAAAUUGCAUUGUUUAGGAGAGCAAGGACAAAUUGAGUUAUUGCACAUGGGCACUUCAAAGUAGGCAUUCCCAAACAGAAAUAUGCUAACUAGCUUAUGCUUAGCUCUGCCCACCUCCUUGCUUACUCUGCCUACUAUGAUUAAUUUGCUCCCAUUCUAAACGGAAGGCUCUGGUCUAUCUUGGGUUAGUUAGACAAAUCUUUGGCCAUACAGCACUUUACAGAGCUGGCUCAUUCACUAGUCUAUGUCAUGCUGCCCCCAACUGGUCAAUACAGAAAUUAUGUGAUCUGGCAAGGCCAGCUUGUGUUCUCCCUCCUGUUCCUCUUUCUUCCUCCCUCUUUCUUCGCAAAGCUCAUACAUCUCUCUCCCUGUCUCUCUCUCUCUCUCCCAGUGCCCUCUCCGGUCCCUAGCCUGCACCAGUUGAGUCGAGCCCCAGACUCCAUCACCCUGUCCUGGCCACAGCCCGACAGACCCAAUGGAGACAUACUGGAGUACCAGCUCAGAUACUACGACAAGGUAUACGCUACACACAUAUGCACGCACAUAGGCUUGUGCCUAUGUAUGUACACACAAGUACAUACACCCAGAGACUUAAUCAUUCUCUCCCUCCCUCCCUCCCUCCCUCCCUCCCUCCCUCCCUCCCUCCCUCCCUCCCUCCCUCCCUCCCUCCCUCCCUCUCUCCCAGGGUUCAGAUGAGGACAGUGCAGUGAGUGUGUUCAGUGAGACCAACACAGUGACUGUCAGCUCUCUGGCUUCUGGCUCCAUCUAUGCCUUCCAGAUCAGGGCCCGCAAUGAGAGGGGCUACGGCCCCUACAGUCAUACUAUCUAUUUCACUACACUGGCCCUGGGUAACUCACACUCACACAUACACACACUCACAUACACGCGCAGUCAAACACACCAUCUAAAUCUCGCUCUGUUUCUCACUUUUUCUUUCUCAGAGGAGCGUUCUAAGCAGAUCCAGAAUCGGCUCCCUCUAUUGGUCGGUUCUGUGAUGGGCGGGGCAGCCUUCCUCCUGGUCGUCGCGGCGAUAGUGGUCGUUUUUGUGUUCCGCAGGUGAGUGGGUCCUUAACUCCUAUCCACACAUACAUGAUGAUGUCACACUGAUCUCACACUCAGUCUCACACACACACACACACACACAGUGCAAUGUUCUGAAACACUGGUUCGUUGUGUCUUUUCUCAGUAAGAGGAGGGAGAGCCCCUACAGUGACAGACUCCAGAGGUACAUCAGCCACAAAGGUGAGUCAGGGUGUAUGAUGAGUAUUAUUAACUGAAUAUAACUUAGAGGGAACUGUCAUUCUGUCUGUAAUAUUCUCAGCUGCACAUACAGUAUAUCCUACUUCUAUGGUGUUGUUGACAUUUGGUGAAGAGGAUGCCUCUGCAGUGUGUUAUAGAGGAGAAUGGAAGUAGUGACCAUGUCUAAUGCCCAUUACCAUCAUAACCCCAAGGGCUUGAGGGAGAAAGAGGGGGAGAGGGGGAGAGGGGAGGGAAAGAAAGAGAAGAAGAGAGAAGAAGAGAGAAUGACAGCGUGAGAAAUCUGUAGAGAGACAGAGGGAAAAAGAGAUGGACAAUGAAAGGGAGAGAAAGAUGGGGAGAGGAAGAAAUACAUUUUCUGCUUGUCCAAACGCAGCAUGUUUUUGUUGAGGGUGCCAUUAUCCCUCUGGGCUCAGUGUUCUGCCAUCAUGCAGCAUGUCACACAGCAUGGCUUGACAUGUCAAAGUCUAGGGCCAACUACUGUACAUCAACACACUGUACAGGACUUAUAUUGUUAUUCUAUGUUAUUGUACUGGCUCACUACAAUCAUCUGGUUUCACUACAAACCAUCCCUGCUCUGUGUGUUACCUCUGUCAGGGGGGGUGAAGUACUACGUGGACCCUUCCACCUAUGAGGACCCCAGUGAGGCGGUCAAGGAGUUUGCCCGUGAGAUUGACCCCGCUCACAUCAAGAUAGAAGAGGUGAUUGGUGCAGGUAGGGGUCCUGGUUUGAUUCAUGCUUACAGAGAUAGUUCUGUAAAAAACAAAAAAAAAGCUUGUCUGGUGUUUUCAUAGCUCAUAUAUUGGGCCAGGAGUCAAGCUGGGUCCAAACUCAACUCAACUCAUAAUCAAUCAAUCAAUCUCUCUCUCUCUCUCUCUCUCUCCUCCGUAUCUCCCCCUAUCUCUCGUCUCUCUUCUCUAUAUCUCUCUCUUACUUUCAUCUCUCUCUAUCUUAUCUCUCUCUCUCUCUCCUUUCUCUCUCCUCUCUCUCUCUCGUUUCUCAUCUGUUUGUAUCUCUCUCUCUCUCUCUCUCUCUCUCUCCAGCCCAGUUUGGGGAGGUGUCUCGGGGGCGGUACCGGCCCCUGGGUCGUAGGGAGGUGUUAGUGGCAGUGAAGACGCUGCGCUGGGGCGUGACAGACAGAGAGAAGGCGGUGUUUAUGACCGAGGCGGGGGUGCUGGGACAGUUUGACCACCCCAACGUGCUGAAGCUGGAGGGGGUGGUCACCCGUAGCCCACCAGAGAGGAUCAUCACUGAGUUCAUGGAGAAUGGACCGCUGGAUGCCUUCCUCAGGGUGAGAACUACAACAUCUACACCAUGUUAGACCAAGAACUACAACUAUCGUCUACACUGUGUUAGACCAAUAACUACAACUCCCAUCUACACCAUUAUAGACCAAGAACUACAACUCCCAUCUACACCAGUUUAGACCAAGAACUACAACUCCCAUCUACACAGUAACUAACUCAGGGUGAGACUGAGAAAACAGUACAUUUUAUUACCAUAACUGACCAGAAUAUAUCCUCCACUCUUUCUCCCACCUCUCGCUCUCUAUCUCUCCAUCUCUCUCACCCCCAGGAGAAUGAGGACCAGUUCAGUGUUCUCCAGCUGGUAGGGAUGGUGAGGGGUGUUGGGGCUGGGAUGAGGUACCUCUCUGAGAGGAACUUUGUCCACCGGGACCUGGCUGCCAGGAACGUGCUAGUCAACUCUAACCUGGUCUGUAAGGUGUCUGACUUCGGCCUGUCGCGCCUCAUGAGGGGCCUGGACCACAACAUGCCCACCUACACUGCCUCACUGGUAUAUGCUGCUGGGAAAUUGAGUUUUGUUUAAUGAUGUUUAUUCUUGGAUUUCCACUCUAAUAGACUACUUAUGUUAAUAGAAGAUCUCAAAAUUCACAGUGCUCAACCACUCAUCUCUCUCUCUCCUCUCUCCUCUCAGGGCAGUAAGAUUCCUGUCAGGUGGACAGCCCCGGAGGCCUUCCAGCAUCGCAAGUUCAGCUCAGCUAGUGAUGUCUGGAGCUUCGGAGUGCUCAUGUGGGAAGUGAUGUCAUAUGGCGAGCGGCCAUACUGGGACAUGAGCAAUCAGGAAGUGAGUUGUGGGAGGGUUAAGCGAGAGCCAAACAGAGACUAAACACACUGACAGCUAAACAGAAUGUUUAAUCAUCUCUAAGUCCCUCUGUACUGCUGGGACCUCUCUAUAUAGGGCAGCUUGUUAACAUCCAGAUGGUUACUAAUACCCUUCCUCCUUCUCUCUCUCUCUCUCUCUCUCUCUUGCUCUCUCUCUUUCUUCUUGCUCUUCCUCCCUUCGCCUCUCUCUCCCCCUCUCCCUGCCUCUGUCCCCCUUCUUUCUCCCCUCCCCUACCUCCUCUCUCUUCCCUCCCUAUAAUACAGGUAAUGAAGGCUGUAGCGGACCAGUACCGUCUCCCAGCCCCCCAUAACUGUCCUCCAGCACUCCACUCCCUGAUGCUGCAGUGUUGGCAGGCUGACAGGGGCGACCGGCUAGGCUUCGACUCCCUCCUCUCCUCCCUGGACAGGCUCAUACGACACCCUGCCUCCCUCAAGGCAGAGCAUCCCCAGUGAGACUACACCUCCCAUCUGCCUUUUCUUCCAUAUUUUACACAACAGAAGUAAUGGAUCACAUUCACAAACAGUGAUCUUUGGAGAGCAUGUAUUAUGUUAUCAUGUAAAUGUAUUGAAUCAUUGCUAUGUUAGGCCAAUCAUUUUCGAUCUCGAUCUUUCCCUCUCCAACUCAAGCUCCACCCAGCCACUGCUGAGCCCCACCCCCACAGACCUGUCGUCGGUGGCGACGGUCAGUGAGUGGCUGACAGCGUUGAGGAUGGACAGGUAUAAGGACCAGUUUGAGAGGGCGCAUCUGGACACACUGGACAGAGUGAGCAGGCUAACCAUGGAGUGAGUCCUGGGCUUCCAUUUCAAUAUCAACAAAGUUAUUUUCAUAAAAUGCAAAUCAUGCUUUUAGAAGCAGUGGAUACUUUUCUGAACUCUCUCUCUCCUUCUCUCCUUCCCUCUCUCCCUCAGGGAUGUGCAGAACCUGGGGGUGAACCUGUUGGGACACCAGAGGAAGAUCACCAACGCAGCCCAGCAGCUCAGAACCCACCUCACCCAGGGCCAGGUGGAGGUCUAG